AUGUCUUCCGUUCCGACAAAGACAAUUCGGCCAGAGGUGCCUCCCGAGACAGAGAAGCUCUCGCUACUCCAUGGCCCGCUCGACCCUCCUCUGGUUGACCUGACACUCGGUGAACUGCUCGAACUACAGACCUAUCAACACGGCACACGCGAAUGUCUCGUUAUUCCAUGGACGGGGGCGCGAUGGACAUACAAUGAGUUGAACCAGCAGUCCUCCUGGCUGGCGCAGUCACUUCUUGACUUCGGAAUCGGUGUCGGCGACCGCGUGGGCAUCAUGGCUGGCAACUGCGAGCAGUACGCGGCCGUGUUCUUCGCCGCCGCCAAGAUCGGAGCAAUCCUAGUCAUUCUCAACAACACUUAUACGCCUACCGAAGCAAUGUACGGUAUUCAAUUCUCCGAAUGCAAGAUCGUCUUUACCACGCGCACCAUUGGCCGCAUGGAUAACUCGCGCCUGCUAGGUGAUCUGGACAACUUGGACCGCGGCCCAAAGGUCGUCAUGCUGCGAGGUGACGCCAGCAACUAUACUACGUACGACGAAAUGAUCAAGUCUGCUGCACGAAAAAGUCAUGAUAGGCUCUAUGAGGCAAUGAGACGCGUGAGCCCACAUCAAGUUGUCAAUCUGCAAUUUACCAGUGGCACCACCGGCCUGCCCAAAGCCGCUAUGCUGACACAUCACAACCUCGUCAACAACUCUCGUUUCAUUGGCGACAGGAUGCGCCUCACAUCGGCCGACGUGCUCUGCUGCCCUCCACCGCUGUUCCAUUGCUUUGGCCUUGUACUCGGUCUUCUGGCCAUAAUCACACACGGAGGCAAGAUCGUCUAUCCCGCCGAAGUUUUUGACAUCUCUGCCACCCUGCGUGCCAUCUCUGACGAGUCCUGUACCGCCGUCCACGGCGUGCCUGCCAUGUUCGACUCACUUUUCCAAGCUGAGUUUCCGCCUGAUUUCCGGUGCGACCGGCUCCGCACCGGCAUCAUUGCGGGAGCGCCCGUUCCCCGGUAUCUCAUGGAGCUUCUCGUUGAGAAGUUUGGCAUGACCGAGUUCACCUCUAGCUACGGAUUGACGGAAGCGAGCCCGACGUGCUUCAAUGCCUUCACCGACGACAAUAUUGACACGCGUCUGACGACUGUGGGCACGCUCAUGCCUCAUGCUCAUGCCAAAAUCGUAGAUCGUGACGGAAACAUUGUGCCCGUUGGUGUGCGCGGCGAGCUGUGCAUGGGUGGGUAUCAGCUUCAGGCAGGGUACUGGAACAACUCGGCCAAGACUAACGAGGUCAUGGUACGCGACUCAACUGGUGUAUUGUGGCUUCACACUGGCGAUGAGGCUGUUUUUAACGAGCAUGGCUACUGCACCAUCACGGGCCGCUUCAAGGACAUCAUCAUUCGCGGUGGCGAAAACAUCUAUCCUCUCGAGAUUGAAGAGCGUCUCAUGGCGCAUCCCUCCGUUUCUCGCGCUAUCGUCGUCGGCUUGAAGAGUAAGCACUAUGGCGAAGUGGUUGGCGCAUUCCUUGAGCUCGUUGCCACAGCGGCCAAACCCUCGGAUCAGGAGCUUCGAGACUGGGUGCGCAAACGUCUCGGUGGACACAAAUCACCCGCGCAUCUCUUCUGGCUUGGUGAAGGCAGUGUCCCUGCUUAUGUGCCGCUGACUGGCAGUGGCAAGGUGAAAAAGUUCGAAAUGGCCAAGGUGGGCGACGAGUUGCUCCGAAAACAGACGACUGUCGCCAAGUUAUAA
Cordyceps fumosorosea ARSEF 2679 is the source of this 1728-nucleotide messenger RNA. Its product is annotated as AMP-dependent synthetase/ligase. The record is from RefSeq and is a predicted model, not a curated record. Gene Ontology annotation, molecular function: medium-chain fatty acid-CoA ligase activity. The coding region runs from base 1 to 1728 and encodes 575 amino acids. Gene Ontology annotation, biological process: fatty acid metabolic process. The transcript is spliced from 2 exons. NCBI's taxonomy places the organism in Eukaryota, Fungi, Ascomycota, Sordariomycetes, Hypocreales, Cordycipitaceae.